This is a messenger RNA of Parnassius apollo (apollo), 294 nucleotides long. The record is from the annotation of a GenBank genome assembly. NCBI's taxonomy places the organism in Eukaryota, Metazoa, Arthropoda, Insecta, Lepidoptera, Papilionidae.
AUGGGCUCAAAUAGAUCCGCAAAUAUUUCUAACGGAUUCAAAAAAGGUGGCAUUUGGCCUUUUAAUCCCGCUGCAGUUGAGGAAACAAAAUUCAAUGCUCUGAAGUUGAGCCGCUGGAAUGAGCACAUAAGAACUAAUAAUCCUGCUUUGUCUGAUAAUGACCUACCAGUCAAUGAUGUGAUCCAGAGAACAGAACCGCAUACAUUGCUUUUCAUAGCUUUGAAUGUUUUCAAUCAGAACUUUAUAGCGACAGAUAACCCAGAUAACAGACGAAUGAACCGUACUUUUCAAUAA